This is a messenger RNA of Helianthus annuus (common sunflower), 2467 nucleotides long. RefSeq names its product gamma-tubulin complex component 4 homolog. Gene Ontology annotation, molecular function: gamma-tubulin binding; microtubule minus-end binding. Gene Ontology annotation, biological process: cytoplasmic microtubule organization; meiotic cell cycle; mitotic cell cycle. Gene Ontology annotation, cellular component: spindle pole; gamma-tubulin complex; centrosome. The record is from RefSeq and is a predicted model, not a curated record. Lineage: Eukaryota; Viridiplantae; Streptophyta; Magnoliopsida; Asterales; Asteraceae. The transcript is spliced from 16 exons. The coding region runs from base 185 to 2305 and encodes 706 amino acids.
UCUCUUAAAUUAAACAAAAUACAAUGUACAUUUUGGAGGGAACAUGUCACACAACAUUUUGACAUCAACCUAAAAGGGCCCAAAGGUGUAACUCCAGUUCCGAUCAUCUGCUCAACUUUUCUACAAAUUUCACCACCGGCGAUCUCAUUUCCAGACGUAUGCGUGAUUUAAUCUGGUCAUUACGAUGCUACACGAACUCCUACUGUCACUGUUAGGGUACACCGGUGACCUAGUUGUCGACGACAAAGAACACCGGUUAUCCGUCGGCCUCUCUUCUGAAAACUCCAUCGCCGAUCAAUGUACCUUCAAGCUUGCUUCCGACAUAUCUUUUAUUCAGUCCAGCGAAAGGGAUAUUAUAGAGAAGACGAUUACGUUAGGGUUUUACUAUCGUGAACUUGAUCGAUUCGCUACAAAAUCACGGAAUUUAAGCUGGAUAAGGUGUGGGAGUGAGCCUUCUAAGAAGAAUCAGAGUGUUUAUAGGAGGGCUAUUGCAAAUGGAUUAGUGGAGGUUCUUUCAGUUUAUAGAUCUGCUGUUUUGCAUGUGGAACAGAAGUUGCUAUCCGAUCAUCUACCGAUUUUAGCGACAGUUACCCAAUCUCUGAACAAGUUUUUUGUUCUUUUGCCACCUCUGUAUGAGCUGAUUCUAGAGAUUGAACGUGACGGUAUCUCUGGAGGGAAACUUCUUAAUCUUCUACAUAAACGCUGCCACUGUGGUGUGCCAGAGUUGCAAACAUGCAUUCAAAGACUUCUUUGGCACGGACACCAGGUCAUGUAUAAUCAACUUGCUUCUUGGAUGGUGUAUGGAAUUCUUCACGAUCAAUAUGGAGAGUUUUUUAUAUGCAAGCAAGAAGGAAACUCAGAGCGAGACUCAUCAAAUAUGUCCGAAAAGUUAGCACGCAUGUCGGUUAACGAUGGCUCUUUAAGUGAUUGGCACUUGGGAUUUCACAUCUCUCUGGAUAUGUUGCCAGAGUAUAUUCCAAUGCACAUCGCAGAAUCCAUCCUUUUUGCUGGAAAAGCAAUUCGGGUUCUUCGUAAUCCAAGUUCUGCAUUCCGAUCUGUAGAUGCAAGACAUAAAAAACUGAUGGGUGACGAACUACUGCCACAAUCAGAGGCUGAUAAGAUCGAAUCGAUGCUUAUAAAUCUUAAGGAAUCAUCUGAGUUCCAUAAAAGAUCAUUUGAGGGUGCUGUUGAUUCAAUUAGGGCUAUUGCAGCUAGUCAUCUUUGGCAGCUUGUGGUUGUACGCGCUGAUCUAAACGGCCAUUUGAAGGCUAUAAAAGAUUACUUUCUUCUAGCAAAAGGUGAUUUCUUUCAGACUUUUCUUGAAGAAAGCCGCCAGUUGAUGCGUUUACCUCCUAGGCAAUCAACUGCAGAAGCUGAUCUUAUGGUUCCAUUCCGGCUGGCUGUAACAAAGACUAUCAGUGACGAUGAUAAAUAUUUUUCAAGAGUGAUGUUACGGAUGCCUGCAAUCGGGGCCAACAUUAAAUCUUCCAAAGUCGAUAUACCAAAGUCCAAAUAUGCUGACGGUGAUUCAAGUUUAUCAUCUGAUUCUUCAUCGGAAAUGUCCCUUGACGGCUGGGACGGUAUUGCCCUAGAAUAUUCCGUCGAUUGGCCGUUACAGUUGUUCUUCACACAAGAAGUCCUCUCUAGGUACUGUCGGAUAUUUCAGUAUUUACUUCGGCUAAAGCGAACGCAAAUGGAACUAGAGAAAUCAUGGGAAUCUGUAAUGCAACAAGACCACUCAAAUUUUUCCAAACGUCACAUUGAACGUGUAAACGGUUCAACAUCUCAGCAGAGACGCCAAUGCUUUAGACCUAUGUGGCGGGUUAGAGAGCAUAUGGCCUUCUUGAUUAGAAAUCUUCAGUUCUAUAUCCAGGUGGAUGUGAUAGAAUCUCAAUGGAAUGUAUUACAAACUCAUAUAGAAGAGUCACGUGAUUUUGCUGAGUUAGUGGAAUUCCAUCAAGAAUAUUUGUCGGCUUUGAUAUCACAAUCGUUUCUGGAUAUCGGUUCAGUAUCAAGGAUAUUGGAUGGAAUCAUGAAGCUUUGCUUGCAGUUCUGCUGGAAGAUUGAGAACCAGGAAACUAAUGCUAGCACCAAUGAACUUGAACGAAUAACUGAGGAAUUUAACAAGAAGUCCAAUUCCUUGUACACUAUAUUGCGUAGCAGCCGGCUUGCUGGUAGUCAGCGGGCCCCGUUUCUUAGGCGUUUUCUUUUGCGUUUAAACUUCAAUUCCUACUUUGAGCAAACUGCACAAGGAGUUAUGAAUGUCAUCAGGCCAACCCCAACUAUCCCGCCACUGCAACGAUAACUCGAUCAGAUUUUUGUAACAUUUAAUGCCGGAAAACUAGCCUCAGGCUGAUUUUUCAGAUAUGUUGUUUUUUGUGCUCUGAGUGAUUGUAUUAAAUUUGUUUGUAACCUGAUAUGUUUUUAAUCGUACAAAAUAGUGUGAAUGUUUAUGCAUAUUACGUAA